Molecule: messenger RNA, 2772 nt
Organism: Verticillium nonalfalfae
Lineage: Eukaryota; Fungi; Ascomycota; Sordariomycetes; Glomerellales; Plectosphaerellaceae
Exons: 3
Coding region: 1-2772 (923 amino acids)
Biological process (GO): proteolysis
Cellular component (GO): cytosol; cell wall; membrane
Molecular function (GO): tripeptidyl-peptidase activity; serine-type endopeptidase activity
Source: RefSeq, a predicted model, not a curated record
AUGAGGUUCUCUCGGGCCCUUCUAGGCUUAUGGGCCAUAGCGGCGGCAGCUCAAACAGAGAAAAGCCCUCCGUCCCACCCACGGAGAUACCGGAGAGACGAUGUGCCUGAGCCCCAGCCCCAGCAGAGCGGGGAUGGUCUUGUGGGCAACGGUCACUACAUCGUCGAAUUUGAUGCUAAAACCGACGUUUCGGCCGCGGUCGAUGCCCUUGGCAAGGAAGACGGCAUUGAUGUCGUGAAGGUGUUUGACAAUGGCCUUUUCCGAGGCUGUACCAUCAAGGCACCGAAAAGCACGGUCGACUCGAUCCAAGACAAGGCUGUUGUUGCCAAAGCCUGGCAGUCCCGCCGGAUGACGUUUGGCGAGCCCCAGGUUCAGCGCCUGGGCGGCGAGCCGCAGCUUAGCAACUACUCCAUCCACGACAUGACAGGCGUCGAUAAGCUCCACAAAGCCAACAUCAAGGGCAAGGGCGCCAUAGUCGGCGUCAUUGAUACCGGGAUCAACUAUCGGCACAAGGCGCUCGGCGGAGGCUUCGGCAAAGGCUUCAAAGUCGUCGGUGGUCAUGAUUUCGUAGGCCAGACCGGCUGGCCAAAGCCAGGCGAGGUCAAGAUGCCAGACGAGGACCCCGACGACUUGGACGGCCACGGCACUCAUGUUGCGGGUAUCAUCGCAGGACAGAGCGAAUUCUUCACGGGUGUAGCGCCUGAAGCCUCUCUCUACGCGUACAAAGUCUUCACACCCGGCGAGAGCACCGACGACGAAACUCUGAUCGAGUCCAUGCUGAGAGCAUACGACGACGGUGUAGACAUCAUCAGCAUGUCGAUUGGUGGCAUGAACGGCUGGGCUGACAACCCCUGGGCUCUCGUGGCCAGCAGAAUCGUGGAGCAAGGCGUCCUGGUCAUUAUUGCAGCGGGAAACAAUGGCGGGCCGGGAGCUUUCGCCGCCGACAGUGGCAGCGCAGGCGUCAAUGUGGUAUCGGUCGCCUCCAUUGAGCCAGAUGUCAUCCCCUUGCUCAAUUUCAAAUCGACGUUGACACUGCCCGGGCGUGCGUCUGAGGACAGGUGGAUUCCCUACAGAUCUUUUUUUGACUGGUAUCCGGCGAAGGUCAAGGGCUGGCCCGUCUGGCCCGUCUCUCUCGAUGCCCUCGAGGACGAGGCGUGCGCACCCUUGCCGGCCGAUACGCCAGACCUGUCCGAGGUCGUUGUGCUUGUCCGGCGCGGCACCUGCACUUUUGCGGAAAAGCAGGCCUUUUUGAAGGAGCGCAACGCGACACACAUAAUUGUCUACAACAACGAGAGACCAUUGGUUCAGCCUGGAGUACAGGAAUCAGACCCCAACAUGGCCAUGAUACCUGCCGAAGACGGCAAAGCCGUUAUUGACGUUCUCAAGGCGGGUGGCAACGUUACGUUUGACUUUGACGUCCGUCCUGACCUGCACACCACGUCGAUAGCCAACCCCAACCGCCCGCGCCUUGCAAGCACCUUCACGAGUGUCGGGCCAGCCAACGACCUGUCUCUGAAAUCAGACAUCUCAGCACCAGGAGGCGACAUUCUGUCGACAUAUCUCGGCGACGGCUAUGCCAUCUUGGGCGGCACGUCCAUGGCAACGCCGUACAUUGCCGGCGUGGCGGCCCUGUACGUCGGCCAGUUUGGCGGCCGCGCCAACCACGACAAGAGCUGGGCCAAGAAGCUCGCCAUGCGCAUCAUUUCCUCGGGCGAGCCCAUCGCCUGGGACGACCCUUACACCACCGGCGCCGUCUUAGACGCCCUCGCCCCCGUUGCGCAGGUGGGCACCGGUCUCGUCAACGCCUCGAAGGUGCUGGGCCAGGACACGAGCCUGUCGUUCACCAGGUUUGCCCUCAACGACACGCGGCACUUCAGCCGCUACCAAAAGGUGGACAUCACCAACACCGGGACAAGGCCCGUCACGUACACGUUUUCACAGCAGGACUACGGCGGUCUAGCCGCCGUCCACACAGCGUCGCCGGCGCGCAUAGCCGACGCCAGCGAGCUACUGGCAAACCCGCUCAAGCUGAGCCCGCGGGUCUCAUUCCCCGGCGCCGGUUUCACCGUCAAUCCCGGACAGACGCGCACGGUGCAGUUCAACUUCUCGCCGCUGACCGAGGGCGCCGCGGCCGCGCCCGAGGCGCUCCCCGUGUACAGCGGCCGGAUCGUCAUCAAAGGCAGCAACGGCGACGAGCUGUGCGUGCCGUACCUCGGCCUCGCAGCGGACCUCAAGCGCGACGUGGGCGUCAUGUUCGAGCGCACGGCCGGCGUGCCGCUCAUCGUUUCGGGCGCCGCCAACGUCAGCAUCGAGACCAAGGCCAACUUUACCUUCAGCCAGGACGCCGCGCGCCCGGAUUUCCCGCGCCUUUCGAUGCGGAGCUUCUUCGGCACGCGCGAGCUGCGCUGGGACGUCUUCGAGGCGUCGUGGCGCGAGCGGCAGUGGGCCUACCCGCCGCGUGAGGGCCAGGCGGGCUUCGUCGGGUCCGUGGCGGCGUGGUCGUUUGUCGGCGAUGAUUUCAUGUUUGAGCCAGAUUUCGACGACGUAUGGGAGAUUUUCAGAUUUCCCCUGGUCAAUGCGCCGCGGACCAUGUCGACCAUACUGCCGUCCGAAUUUUCGUGGUUCGGCGAGCUGGGCAAUGGGACGCAGAUCGCGCCGGGGCGGUAUCGCAUGCGGGUGGCCUCGUUGCGGCCGUUUGGCAACCGCGCGGCGGCGGACAAUUGGGAUGUGUUUGAGACGCCGGAGAUUGAAGUGCUGCCGCUGAGAAAAUGA